Molecule: messenger RNA, 2259 nt
Organism: Podarcis muralis (Common wall lizard)
Lineage: Eukaryota; Metazoa; Chordata; Lepidosauria; Squamata; Lacertidae
Gene: TGIF1
Product: TGFB induced factor homeobox 1
Biological process (GO): regulation of DNA-templated transcription
Molecular function (GO): DNA binding
Source: RefSeq, a predicted model, not a curated record
CAAGGCUGCCAGCCUAACUCCGGAGUAAGAGCGCAAUCCUAACCACGCCUACUCCGAAGCGAGCCCCGUGCAUUUCAAUGGGGCUUACUCGGCUGCAAUCCUAACCCGCUCAAGAUCCCAUUGGGAUCAGUAAGACUAACUUCCGCGUGGACGCGUUUAGGAUUGCGCUGCAACUCUCACGGAGUUAGCUCCGAAUAAGCGCGUUUCAGUUGCAAAGGCUCAACUUUCUUGACGCCGCGCCGCUGCCUUUCCUCUUCUCCCUCCCUCCCUGCUCCGCAUUCACACGAAUUGCGGAGUUCGCUGGAGACGGGGGUCCGGCAGGGGCGUCCCCCUUUCCCUCCAUCUGCCUGGGAAAGAGAGCAGGAAGCAGACGGAAGGCCCGGGCCUGCCUUGCCCCGUCACCAUUGCCCUCCGCUUCGCAAGAGAGCUUGCGCGUCCUCCCUCCUCUCUCUUUGGCCUUGGUAUCUGACAGAGUCGCUCGCCCUCGCCGCCAGCCAGCAGCCAGGGGAGAGGGAGAGGAGGAGGAGGAGGCGGGUAAAGCGGCUCCGGCUCCUGGUUACUCUCUCGCUUACUCAUUGCUGGGCGGUGGGGGAGGGCGCACCUCGUGGUGGCGGCGAAGGCAGCCGCUUGCUUGCGCUUGCCUCACUUCGCCAGGCACAAGUUACAGAACAAAGAAAGCAGCAGCAGCAGCAGCCCCAGCCCGAGCGCGCCGCUCUCAAGUUACUUCUCUCAGCUCCCCGCCGGGGCUGGAGGACCCUGGCCAUUCCGCCCUCUCGACGCCCUCCCUCAGAAACAACUUGCCGGAGAGUUGUUGUGUGGGGGUUUUGGGGUGUUUUUUUUGGUCUCCCACCGCCGCAUUUCCCCCCAAGUUUCUCUUUGCUCCCCCCUCUCCCGUUUCUGAAAUAGAAGGAAUCUUCCAGGAUUGGGCAGAAGGAGUUUCCAGGCACCAAGAUGAAAAGUAAAAAAAAUGCUGCUGUUGCAAUAUCAGGCAGUGAGACAGAGGACGAUGACAGCAUGGAUGUCCCUCUGGAUCUUUCCUCUUCUGCAAGCUCAGUCAAGAGGAGGAGGCGGGGUAACCUGCCCAAGGAAUCGGUGCAGAUUCUUCGGGAUUGGCUCUAUGAGCACCGCUUCAAUGCUUAUCCUUCAGAGCAAGAAAAAGCACUACUGUCAAGACAGACACACCUCUCCACACUACAGGUCUGCAACUGGUUUAUCAAUGCACGCCGCAGGCUUUUGCCUGACAUGCUGAGGAAGGACGGGAAGGACCCAAAUCAGUUCACCAUCUCACGAAGAGGGACCAAGAUGGCUGACGGCAGCCCGGUGGAAUUCUCCAUUGGCACAAAAAACUGCAUUCCACUGAUCGAGAGCUCGUUCCUCUCCGGUAGCACAGGACCAAACAAGACUUGCAAAUCUUCUUCCUUGGGAUCCGUUUUGGCUCGGCCAUCAGUAAUUUGCCACACCACCGUAACUGCACUGAAAGAUGCUCCUUUCCAUUUUGGCCAACCGGGUGGCACUGGUCAGACCCCGGAUGACCUGCAGCGGGCUUCCCCUACCAACUUCACAGACAACGCCCAUCUAUACCACGAGGAUGUGUCUAAGCUGGGACCUGGUACAAAUGCACAGAGUGGGCUUUUCAACACUCCCCCACCGACCCCUCCAGACCUCAACCAGGAUUUUAGCGGGUUUCAGCUCCUGGUGGAUGUUGCACUGAAACGGGCCGCGGAGAUGGAGCUGCAGGCGAAACUCAUGAUAUAAAACAUUCUUCAUAUUUGCCCCCCGGGGCAGGGAUAUAACGGAAAGAUGUGGCAAUUGUCUACAUGGUAUCAAAGACUUAACUGCAUUUUUUAAUUAAUCUUAUUUGCACAAGGGAUUGCUGAAAUGAAGCUUCCUGCCACUGAAGUGGUUUUCAGUGGGAUAUGGUCAUUCCAAGAAUUAUAGACUUAAAGCUACUGUAGAAACAAAAGGGUUUUCUUUCUUUUCUUUUUUUAAAAAAUAAAUGUUUUGUAGUAGGGUUUUUUUUUCAUAAUGUGAGAUGAUUCCCAAUAUCAUGUGAUUUUGUUUUGUUAUUAUUUUCAUUGUUUUUUUUCUCUCCAGACUGUGCAAUAUUUAGAAACAAGAUUAGUCUUCAUAUCAUUCCCACGUGGAACAAAAUAUACCAACAGGCUGUCUUAAAAAACAAAUUCAAGAUUUUAAAACAUGUUUGAAUUUGAAUGAUUAUGCUUUUUCAUGAUGUAAUAAAAUAUUUUCUUUAAUAGUGGA